Molecule: messenger RNA, 4068 nt
Organism: Podarcis muralis (Common wall lizard)
Lineage: Eukaryota; Metazoa; Chordata; Lepidosauria; Squamata; Lacertidae
Gene: NEUROD4
Product: neuronal differentiation 4
Biological process (GO): positive regulation of transcription by RNA polymerase II; camera-type eye development; nervous system development
Cellular component (GO): nucleus
Molecular function (GO): E-box binding; DNA-binding transcription factor activity, RNA polymerase II-specific; protein dimerization activity
Source: RefSeq, a predicted model, not a curated record
UCCUUGCUGCUUUGCACUCUCUUUUCUCUACCCCAAGUGGGAGGAGCUCCCGGAGGUUCCAGUCAAGCGGAAAUCGCCAACACCAGAAAGCUUUUCAAAAGUGUCGGGAUCCCGAGGAGUUCUCCAGAAGCAAGAGGAGGAGCUGCCCGGAGAACUUGUGGUUCUGGAAGAGGAAGCAGCAGAGGAAAGUUCCUGAACCCCUUCUAAGUGCCGAGACCGCGCUGAAAUCCCAGCGAACAGAGAGGCAUAGGGUCGGCAGCCGUGACCCAGAGGAGAGCCUGUUAUUUUGUGUUUUCUAGCGCCAGCCUGCGCCAGUGGCUGGGAGAAAAGAGAGACCGGGAAAGGCUCGAAGGCAAACCGGGGCUAAAGAAAGAGGCUCUUUUCCUAUAGCGGAGGGGAGGGAGCUGUCCCCGGCCUCUGGUGCUGAAAGGUCCUACCGCUGUGGAAGAAUGUUCGAGGAACACUGAACACUCAAGAAACUUUUGUUGGCUUCUGUUGUCAACAAGGAGCAAGCGGGAGGUGGUCAAAAGGCUACCCUUUAGCACGUUACGGCCUGCAGGUCUGAAUCUGAACUCACAAAUUUGUUCCCAUCUAGAACCCUCAAUUCCACGUGCAAAAGGUCAAGGGAUGACCAAACUCUACAGCAAGUCCAAAGAAAUGGCCGAGCUCAUAUCAUCUCAACCAUGGAUAGAUGAAGCCCUAAGCUCCCAAGAUGAGAUGAAGGAAGAAGAUAGCAGGCAAGCCUCCUAUGGGAUACUUGCUGGACUUAAUGAAGAGCAUGACAGUAUUGAGGAGGAGGAAGAGGAGGAGGAAGAUGGUGGGAAGCCAAAAAGAAGGGGCCCAAAGAAGAAGAAGAUGACCAAGGCAAGAAUGGAGAGGUUCAGGGCCCGCCGGGUGAAGGCUAAUGCCCGGGAGCGAACACGGAUGCAUGGGCUCAAUGAUGCUCUGGAUAACCUUAGGCAGGUGAUGCCCUGCUACUCCAAGACACAGAAGUUGUCCAAAAUUGAGACACUCAGACUUGCCAGGAACUAUAUAUGGGCUUUGUCAGAGGUCCUGGAAAGUGGGCAGACUCCAGAAGGGAAAGGUUUUGUCGAGAUGCUAUGUAAAGGUUUGUCCCAACCAACCAGCAACUUGGUGGCUGGCUGCCUGCAGCUGGGACCUCAAACCCUGUUCUUGGAGAAACAUGAGGAGAAAAGCCCUGUCUCUGACUCAGCUGUGCCCAGCCACAGUUUUUCUUACCAGUCUCCUGGGCUGCCCAGUCCACCGUACGGAAACAUGGAGGCCCACCUUGUACACCUAAAGCCUCCCACAUUCAAAAGCCUUGUGGAUCCGUCCUUUGGCAACCACCACCAAGACUGCACAUCUCCGGCAUAUGAGGGCCCCUUGACACCUCCCCUGAGCAUCAGUGGAAAUUUCUCCCUAAAGCAAGAUGGUUCUCCAGACCUGGAAAAAUCAUACAGCUUCAUGACCCACUACCCAUCUGUUAGCUUGAGCAGCACUCAUGGGCACAGCUCUCAUUUCUCAACCUCAGUGCCCAGGUAUGACAUCCCCAUAGAUAUGAGCUAUGACUCCUAUCCUCAUCAUGUGGUUGGGGCCCAGCUCAAUGCAAUAUUCAGUGAAUAACCCAAGAAGAUGAAUCCCUCAUGGAUUAAAGGAAUACGAUCCUUUGUAGAGAUGGCGUGGCAUCAGUAGAAUUAAUACUGUGAAAAGGAGUUUACUUGCUCUACUAUGAUCAGAAUAGUUUCAUGGGCAGUCAUACCACAUUCGUCUGAGCACAAAUAUAUUUUAGUUGUGUUGGUUUAUGGGCUUUCAGACAGGUUCCCAUUCCUAAAGUGCAGCUCCAAAUUUCUUCAUGGUUUUUGUAUUUAGGAUGCAGACACAACAUUUACAGUUAACAAUGGAGCUGAUUUGGAGUAUCCUCAUUGCAUCCACUACAAACACCCCCCCCCUUUCCAGGGUCAAACACUGGAAUGAAAAUGGCUCUGCAUGCUUGCAGCAGAAGCUGGCAGUGGGUGGUGCUGAUUAACUAUCACCCAUGACAUCACCAUUACACCACCAUAUUCAGUUCCCAAAGCAGCCUUGCAAAUGCAAUUAAAAAGUUUUUUUUUUAAAAAAAGGUGGAUUGUUAAUAUAUAAAUUAAUAUGAGUACAUAAAAUAAAAGUUGGAAAGCCCACUCAAUGCAAUGGGGAGAGGCAGGCAGCUGACUGAUUAAUCCAAUGUUAUUUCUGCCAAGCAAACUGGAGUCAGAGUCACACCACAGGCAAAGAAACUGUUGUGUCUUCUCUUUCUUCACAUUUAGAUUUGCCAUUUUGCCCUAAACUGAGUGUUCAGGGCUUCCACACAAAUCUGCAGAACACAUUGCCAUGAAACCAGGCACAAAGCUGGUAUAAAAAGUGUGGUGUAGGGCUUAUGCAAAAGCCUGGGGAAUGGGAAGACAAAGUAUUAUUAUCAUAGUGCAUCUGUCUUCCUGACCUUUCUCUUCCCCUUCCUUUCACCUCUCCAAAUCAAGGAUGGGGAACCCAGGGCCACCCAGAUGCUAGAGUUCAGUUUCCUUCAGCCUCAGACAGCAUGGCCAGUGGUCAAGGAUGAUGGGAGUUUUAAUCCAGUGAUAUUAGAGGGGCACAGGCUCCCCAUGCUUGCUCUAAAUAAUAGACUGCAGAAGGGGAUAGAGUAGUAUCUACAUGGGACCUUCGGGUGGUGGGGGUGGGUAAUACAAUGAAAUAAUGACAACCCUUUGCAGCCACCCUUUUUGAUUUAUGGCUCUCCCAUAAAAUUCCUCUGAGGAGGGAAAUAUAAAUCUAUGACCGUUGCCCCUGCCCUAGUGCAAAACUUAACACCAGCUCUAACAGAGGUGUGUGAGACACCUAUUCCCCCCCCCCACUGCUUUAAGCUUAUUAAAUUUAUCACAAUUCUUUAGACUCACCUAGAUCAGCCUUUCAGAUGUUUCACUUCCGAAGGCACCUCCAUUUUGGCCUUGAUUUUUGUAGUAAGACAAAAUCAAUGCCAGCCCUAAAGAAAGUGGCGAAGUUCAUAGACUCCCAUUUCUCGUGACAGUCUUUAGUUCCCCAGAAGUCAGAAAAGAGCAAUUCCCAGGAAGGAGACACCAGAGAGAUUCUGCCUGCUCCCUGUGAAAAAAACAACCGAUGUGAAAUCAUGCUGGACAGGAAGAACACUUGCUCCUUCCUGUCCACUAGGAACGACAGGGUUUUGCUAAUAGGGGAAAUAAAGUUAAGAGAUCCUUCUUCCAACCCAACAGCUUUAGUCUGGAUAAUACUUAGCACCAUGAAAACACACACACACGUAUGGGGCAAACCCUGCUACAGACUGUCAUGAUCGCUUUAGACCAAAUGUGCUUGGCCUACAGCUCCUAUCUUCCUAUGCUAUUGACCAUGCUAGCUGGGGCUGACUGGGGUUGGAGUCCAACAACAGCUUGUAGGUCACAGGCCCCUGUUUCUGAUUUUGACUCUGCAACCACACUUUCCAGUUUUGGGAAGCAUCCUCACUCCACUGAAUCAUAAAUCUUCAUCCCAUAUGUUCAACCACCUGAAAUCCCAAAUAGUGUCUAGGAGAAUUAAGCAAAUGAUACAGACUUCAGGCUUCAGGCUUCUUCCCAAGGGGCUUUGGUGAAAACUGUAGGGAGAAAGAAAGAGUAACAACACUCCUGAAAAUGUAUUAGGCAGUAGCUCCUCCCAGCAGCAGCCACAUAUGAGUCAACAUCUUCUCAUACACUAAGAGGAUUCACAUAUAGGAGCUCACAAUCACCAGUGCACCUUAUAGCAAGGAUGCUCCUAAAGCGCAAUGUCUCACUUUCAAUAUGAAUAUCACACUGAUUUAUCUCCAGCUCCUCCAUUGCCUAGCCUGUGUGUGCAAUGUGGCAUUGGUAAUUCAUGACUUCAGUAUAGCAGCAAUAAAUGGAAGGCUAGCCUUCUCCAGUCCAGACCAGCUGCAUCACUUCUGUUGCAAGAUACAAUGUAGUCAUUCAUUCUUUCACAAUAUUGAACUAAACCUCAAUGGGUGGAUCUUCAAUCUUUCCAGUCGAGCAAGAGACUCACACCCCACCACCAUUU